GUUUUGUGUUUGUUUUUUUCACAGGAAAUGAAUUUUGGAGACCCUAUAAUCAACAAUAUGAUGGUCUUUGCCCGCGUGGAUCGCUGGAGAAAAAUACGACCGGCGUCUAGUCCAGCGUUUACCACUGGUAAACUGCGAAAGAUGCACGAGUUGAUUCAAGAUUGCGUGAAGAUCACCUGCGACCACCUCAGUGCCGCCGCAGAAGAGGAGAGGGACGCCGACAUGAAAAAAUUCUACGGACAUUACGCAGUUGAUGUUAUCGCUCGAUGCGCCUUCGGAACCCAAGCUCGAUUCGCAAGCUGACACGACUCAUCAGUUUGUGCAGGCCUCUCAGAAGGCAUUCACAAUGUUAUUUCACUCCUACACAGCUGCUAUCAAUGCUGUUGCCAGGUCUGCUAAAGGCUCUCAAGAUUACUGUGAAGACUGGCGUGCGCUACACUUACUUCAGGGAGUUGUUUCAGCGAAUAAUGAAUGAAAGAAAGGAAAAGAAUCAGCGCAUAGAAGACUUUCUGCAACUCAUGAUAGAAGCCAAAGAAGGUCGCUUCACAACAGCAGCAGCAAGUUCAACCGACGCAGAGAGCAAGCUGUUUGAUAUGGGAUCCGAAACGAAGUCGGAAGCGAAGUCGUUGUCGAACGCUCUCACCGAAGAUGAAGCCUUGGCGCAAUGCUUGGUGUUUUUCCUUGCCGGACAAGACACAACCUCCUCAACUCUGGCCGGUGCCGCCUACUACCUGGCGCUGAACCCCGAGGUACAGGAACGGCUCAGGAAAGAAGCCGACGAAUGUUUCGAGACCCAUGGUCCCGAACCAAGCAUUGACGUCAUUUCCAAGUUGAAGUACCUGCAAUGUGUCGUGUCAGAAACGCUGCGGAUGCUCCCCGCCGUGCCAAGAACUCAGCGGUGCGCUGCCAAAGACUACGUCUUAGGCGAUACAGGGAUCAAGCUUCCCAAAGGGUCUCCCGUGGUCGUGCCAAUCUACGCCAUGCACCACGACCCGGAGGUGUUUCCAGAACCCGAACAAUUCAGUCCAGAUAGGUUUAACGAUGAGAAUGUAGAAUCUAUCCGACCUUACACGUACCUUCCUUUUGGGGCCGGACCGAGGAACUGCAUCGGCAUGCGCUUGGCUUUGCAGUCAAUCAAGCUCUGCCUCCUACAUUCUGUGCACAAGGUUCGCUUUGUACCCACGGAAGAGACAAAGGUUCCUUUGCAGAUCAGAUCAAGCCUUGGCACCCUGAGGAUCGAUGGCACUGUUGUAGGAAUACGAAAGAGAUCGGAUAUUCGUGCCUGACGCAGGACAUUUUGCCCUACGAUGGACAACUUCGUUGAACAUCAGUAUGCUGUUAGGAAGAAAUUUCGCCAACAACCUUUAGCAUACAAUUCUGCUCUCGAAGUGUCACCUGUUGCUUUAUGAAAUGUGCGUAAAUACGAAGUGCUCUUGGUAA
Messenger RNA from Dermacentor silvarum, 1440 nucleotides. Its product is annotated as cytochrome P450 3A19-like. NCBI's taxonomy places the organism in Eukaryota, Metazoa, Arthropoda, Arachnida, Ixodida, Ixodidae. Gene Ontology annotation, molecular function: iron ion binding; heme binding; monooxygenase activity. The coding region runs from base 267 to 1286 and encodes 339 amino acids. The record is from RefSeq and is a predicted model, not a curated record. The transcript is spliced from 10 exons.